Messenger RNA from Somion occarium, 749 nucleotides. The record is from the annotation of a GenBank genome assembly. NCBI's taxonomy places the organism in Eukaryota, Fungi, Basidiomycota, Agaricomycetes, Polyporales, Cerrenaceae.
AUGGCCAAAAUCACUUCACUGCUAUAUCUCGUCGCCAUAGUCAGCCUGGCUAGUGCGCUGACUGUCGUCGACAAGAGGGCAACUGGAGGGUACAUCCAGAACCCGUCUGGCAAUGCGUCGUUCACCCAUUACUCCGGAUGCAACAGGCCAGCUUGCGGAGUCUCCGCAACUGGGUUUACAGCUGCUGUCAGCCAGCUUGCCUUUGGAUCUGCGCCUGGGCUCGGCGCGGGUGACGCUUGUGGUCGGUGCUUCGCCAUUACGGCGACCCAGGAUCCCUUCAGCCCAAGUUUCCCUGGUCCGUUUAAGACUAUUGUAGUGAAAGUCACGGAUUUGUGUCCUGUUCAAGGAAACCAGGAGUGGUGCGGUCAGUCGCAAAGCAACAGCAACAAUCAGCACGGGCAGCCAGUCCACUUCGAUAUCUGCGAAGACACCGGAGGAUCAAAUGCUUUCUUCCCCAGCGGUCACGGUGCAUUGACCGGUUCAUUCACGGAAGUCUCCUGCUCGCAGUGGUCCGGCUCCAAUGGAUCCCCACAGUUUACCGGUGCAUGUCUGUCCGGUGAUACUGCGCCGAAUUGGCCUUCGACAGCUUGUGGAAACAAAGGAACUGCUCCUUGAAGUGAUCAAAUUUGUUCCAAGUCUGCGAGCCGAAUGUUUGGAACAUAUUGCUGUAUAUACAAUAUGUCCUAGAGUUCAAUCAGUAUAAACGGCUGGAUUGAGGAAAGUGAUAGAAUGGACGUUCGAUGCCGGUC